CGUUACCUUCAUAAUCCUACACAUGAUAAGAAAUGCAUCACUUCUGUAAUACCAUGCAGCUACACCAGGAAACUUUAGCAAGAUGCUAUAAAGAAGGCUGGGUUCCUGUAGCAUUGAAACAUGACAAGCUUCAAGAUUUCAACGACUUUGAUCUAAGCCACUGAACACCGCUCACAAUAUCACAGCACAUCGGCUGUUUUAUAUAAGCACCGAUCUCUCAUUAACCCCAACAAUCUCUCCGAGUUCAAGUUCGUUUACGUCGCUCUGUCUCAAAAAUGACUUCUUUCGAUGAUCACGGCUUCCCCGUAGUUCACCUUUCGAGCGAUGGCUGGUCAACUGAGGACGAAGCAACUGCCACCUGCUUCUGCGGAGCUGUGCAGCUCGUACUUCCACUGAAAAAGCCCGGUUUGCUCAAUCGCCAUGUCUGCCAUUGCAUCGACUGUCGCAAGAUCGGCUCAGCCUUCUACCAAUCCAAUAUUACAGUAGACGACACAUAUCUCAAGCACGUCCGUGGUGAGGACAAUCUCUCAACCUUUAGUGAGGAAAAGACCAUUCGCGCCAACGCGACCAUGACCAAUUACUUCUGCAAGACAUGCGGUACUCUCAUGUAUCGUCGUGGCGCUCGUUUUCCAGGCUUGACGAUUCUGAGGACCGGUACUGUUGAUGAUCUCAGCCUUGCAGAUACGAAAUUGAGACCGCAGGUUGAACAAUUCAUCGAGAGACGAGCUUCUUGGUCUAAACCCAUAGAUGGCGCGGCACAGGUUGUUGGGAUGCACCAGCCUUCGGAUAUUGAGGGUAUCCCUUAGCCUACUCACUAGAAUCGAAUGAUAUGAAGAUAAAGCUCGAUUUAAUGGCAUUUAAGUUCCUCAUAUAAGC
Messenger RNA from Fusarium oxysporum Fo47, 876 nucleotides. Its product is annotated as Mss4-like protein. The transcript is spliced from 2 exons. Lineage: Eukaryota; Fungi; Ascomycota; Sordariomycetes; Hypocreales; Nectriaceae. The coding region runs from base 276 to 806 and encodes 176 amino acids. The record is from RefSeq and is a predicted model, not a curated record. Gene Ontology annotation, molecular function: carbon-sulfur lyase activity.